ACAUAUAUAUAAGGAGGAAAAAAGAAUAUAAAUCGACGGGAAAAGAACAAGACCAGUGGGGAUAAAAUCCUCUCCACUAGAACUAGAAGGAAGAAAAAAGAAAAAGACAAACUGUGUUUAAAGUUUGUUUGUUUCUUCACAGCAGCAGUGUUCAUGAAUCGAAGUAAGUCUGGUAUAUCAGUUUAAUUCGGAUCCUCAAUUUUUCUUCGAAGCUGUAGAUGGCGACCCGGUUCUCCUUGUCAAAGAGGCAACUGUCACAACAACAGCAGCAACAGCAGCAUCAGUCGAGGGCUAGGUGGACUACAUUCUUAACAAAGGUUCUUACGGACUUGAUGGUUGAUCAGGUUUAUAAAGGGAAUAGAAAAAACAAUUCUUUCAACAGGAAAGCUUGGAGAUGUAUAUGUGAUGAGUUCUAUAAAAAAACUGGUCUAAAGUGGGAUAAGGAACAACUCAAGAAUAGAUAUUCAGUUUUGAGAAGACAGUAUGGUCUUGUGAAGUCACUUCUUGAUCACGGUGAUUUCUUCACUUGGGAUGAUUCCUCUGGGACUAUUAUAGCUACUGAUGAAGCGUGGGCUAAAUAUGGGCAGGGACAUGCCGAUGCUGAGAACAUAAAACUGAAUGGAUGCCCUCUCUAUAAACAACUAUGUUUGAUAUUCUCUGAGUCGACGACAACCAAUGGGAAAAAUGUCCAGUCAGCUGAACUUGAGGGAGGGAUUUCUUCCUCGCUUCCUUAUCCGCAGCCCUUGAAUGUAAUCCAAGAAGUUACUUCUUCAGAAUCUGAGGAUGAGAUGGCAGACAAUGAAGAAUUCCCGUCUGCUAUGCCUAGUUCCAGUUCAACUACCGUGCGAAAAAAAGGUCGCAAGGGGAUUGAUGACGCUAUUGCAGGAGCUAUAUUAGAAAUGGCAGCAGCUUCAAAGAUGAGAACAGCUGCUGUAAAUUACUCUAGUGGCAGAUACACUAUUGCUAAUUGUAUCAAAGAAUUGGAUCAAAUGCAGGUAGUUGAAGAACAAAUCUAUCUAGCAGCUCUGGAUCUGUUCCACAACCGUAAUGCAAGAGAAACAUUCUUGUCCUUAAAAGGUGAGAAACGGUUGACUUGGUUACGUAGAAAGUGUAUUGGGCAAUGGCAAUCCAGUGCCCAAUAUUGAUAGAACUCUGCAUAUAAUUAGUCCUAAAUAUUGUGCAUAGUAAACAGCAGUUAUAGUAGUUGUGUAUUAUCACCAACCUUCUGUUUUGUGACAUUAUUAUACUUGCAAUAAAAUUAGUUGCAUAAUCAGCUUUCGAUUU
This is a messenger RNA of Pistacia vera, 1284 nucleotides long. Its product is annotated as L10-interacting MYB domain-containing protein-like. Lineage: Eukaryota; Viridiplantae; Streptophyta; Magnoliopsida; Sapindales; Anacardiaceae. The record is from RefSeq and is a predicted model, not a curated record. The transcript is spliced from 3 exons. Bases 219 to 1145 code for a protein of 308 amino acids.